GUGAAGCAGUUGCUCCUUGCUGUUAAUAUUCGACAGUUGUCUUUGGAGUAUUUAGGGGAAGGGGAGAUUUACAUUAAUUAAUUUUUUCACAAUUUUAUGUCCCAUGAAAACCGCUUAUAUGGAUUUAUAACAAUUUUAAUCAAACACUUUAAAAUUAUAAAUUAACUGUUUCUAUUGAUAGGUGUUGUGUGUAUAACAGUGAAAAUCAGUUAAAAUUUUUUUUUUUUUUGCAAUUUCCUAUGUUGUGCAUAGGAAUAAAAAUGCGCAACGGUGCGCGGUCGCGGUGUUCAGUGUUAGUAAGUAUUUGCAGAUUGUAAAGUCAAUCAUAAUCUAAAUGUAGCGUUCUAGUAUAGAAUUUCUGGACUAAAUUAAUAGAAAAAAAAUAAUUAACAAUUUUCGCCUGCUUGUGCGGUCUAUAGAAAAGCAAAAGAAAGAAAGAGUUUUCGCGUCACUAAACAGCCUCAACAACUCCGAAAGGUGUGCGAUCUCCAUGGUGGGGAGCCGUUUUCGUAGGCCGCCGCCGCAGUUCGUGAGCUUGUACCUCGCGGCCGCUAGUCGCCAGCAUCGUUCAGCAACACUUUUUCGACAGUCGGCGCUCGUCAAAAUGAAAAUGGCGGAAUUUACUAGUCACUAAGAGAGAAGAAGAAGAAGAAGCAGAACAAUGCGCGCUCAUUUAUUAAUGUCUAGUUAACUAAUUGUUGCUUGUUUCAACUUGGUUCACGAUGCUUCAUUUUCAUUCAAAAAUUGCCUAGUGUGUUGAUUUACAGUGCUUGGUAUAUAUAUAUAUAUGUGUGUGUGUGUCUUGAAAAUCUUUCUGCUGAUCGAAACUUAGUUUUAAGUUUACGUUUUUGUGAAUUCAACAUUCGAAGAGAUUUUUGCUAGAGAAGAAUUUUUUCCAAGUACACGGGAAUUUAUUUCUCUUUUUGUCGGGGGAAAGUUUCGAUUCGGCAAAUAUUUUUGUCUCCUCUCGUCUGAACCUGAGAACUUGACUUCUCGGGGACGAGACGAGACAUGAAGUGACACGCCAGGUGGUAACUGUAUAGCUACAUACAAUUCUUGUUCAACUGGGAAAAUAAAACACGUUAGGUUAGGCAAGGACAGCCUUCUUCAUGCCGAUGCCGGCCGAAUACCACGAGAGCCACGGUAACCACGAGAACGCCAAUUUCGCUCUCGGGUCCACGCAGCAGGACGCCAGCAACAUGACGGCCAACAUGUACCGGGUGGGAGAUUAUGUUUAUUUUGAGACAUCUUCGACAUCACCUUAUCAAAUAAGGAGGAUAGAAGAACUAAAUAAGACUUCCAGUGGGAAUGUUGAAGCAAAAGUUAUGUGCUUCUUCAGGCGGAGGGACUUACCAUCUACUUUGAUUAUGCUUGCUGAUAAGCAUCAAUUGGCAAGCGUAGAGCAGCAGAGGUCUGAAUCCCCUGCCAUCACACAGAAUCUCAAACUCGAGAUUCCAGAGUCUACUAAGGAAAUGCAUAAUAAAGAUGAGAGCGCACCUAAAAUGAUGAGCAAAGGUGGUGGGAAGGGAGUCUGGUUAAAAGCCCCUUUAUCGGAGGCCCAAGAGCCUCACGGGAUGGAAGAAGGUGUGGUUGGUGCAGGAGGUGUUGCAGAACUGAGUUCGAAACAGAGACAUCAAAUGAAGCACAGAGAACUUUUCUUAUCUCGUCAAGUAGAGACGAUGCCCGCCACGCACAUUAGAGGCAAAUGCUGCGUAACACUAUUAAAUGAAACUGAGUCUUUAUUGAGUUAUCUUAAUAAGGACGAUUCAUUUUUUUAUUGUUUAGUUUUUGAUCCUGCUCAACGUACAUUGCUCGCUGAUAAAGGUGAAAUUCGAGUGGGUAGUAGAUAUCAAGCAGACGGAAUUGCUCCGGUAUCACUGACACCUGCAGAAAAAGAAAUUGAUCCUCGUAGACUACAGGAUUUAGAAACAUUAAUUUGGACUCCACGUCAUUCAUUAACGGAUCGUCAAAUUGAUCAAUUUCUUGUUGUCAGCCGAUCAGUAGGUACAUUCGCUAGAGCUCUAGAUUGCUCUUCUUCAGUUAAACAACCCUCUUUGCAUAUGUCAGCCGCCGCAGCAUCCAGGGAUAUCACAUUAUUUCACGCAAUGGACACACUUCAUCGACAUAAUUAUGAUGUUGCGAAAUCAAUGUCAUCACUAGUGCCAAGUUCGGGGCCGGUUUUAUGUAGAGACGAAAUGGAGGAAUGGAGUGCUUCUGAGGCAAAUCUUUUUGAAGAGGCUCUCGAUAAAUAUGGAAAGGACUUCUCCGAUAUUCGUCAAGACUUUCUACCAUGGAAAACACUAAAGAACGUGAUCGAAUACUACUACAUGUGGAAAACGACUGAUCGCUACGUGCAACAGAAACGAGUGAAAGCUGUUGAGGCGGAGAGUAAAUUAAAGCAAGUUUAUAUUCCAAAUUAUAAUAAAAAUUCAGUUUCAACGACUGCACCUUCAUCUGCCACUGUAAUCUCUCUUGGAAAUAGUAAUAAUAAUAGUAAUGGAAAAGCGACAAAUAUUCUUAAUGGCAGUAGUAAUGGAAAUUUGACAAGCGACACUGGUAUGUUAAUGGUGGGUGUAGGUGGGAAAUCGUGCGAAAGUUGUCAAUCAAUGCAGAGCACGCAAUGGUAUGCUUGGGGUCCUUCUCAAAUGCAGUGUCGUCUUUGCCAACCCUGUUGGACUUAUUGGAAGAAAUAUGGCGGAUUGAAGAUUCCUUCGCGAAUUGACGAUGCCGAUCUAGAGCGUAAAAGAGGAGGAGCUGGCUCCGAUGAAGAGUGUAAAGGAAUAAGCGGUGCUCACAGACCACAUCGAUGUACUAUUCCAUCAUGCGGUAAAGAAUUUAAAUUGAAAGCUCAUCUUAGUCGUCACUACGCGAGCGCUCAUGGUGUCGAUUUACGUGGUGCUGGCGCUGGAAGUGGAGGUGGCGGUGGUGGCAGCGGUGGCGGCGGCGGUUCACCACGUCCAGUAAUGAAAACUCGAUCUGCAUUUUACUUACGUACAUCGGCAUUGGCACGUGCGGCUCGUAGACUUUGUGCAGCACAAUUACGUACGCGUCAUGCGGCGCGAGCUCCUCAUCAGCCAGUUAAUGCAGCUCCAUUGAGACAUUUGUGCGCUUCACCACAAUUGACGUCGAAAAGUUCAACUGAACUUCGAAUUUUGGCAAGAGCCGUUCGCCCUCGAUCCCGUCCUCGUGUUACUGACAUUGCAACUCGUCUCGGUGAUCAUCCAUCACCUCGACAACCCGGUGAAUGGGACUGGCUCGCUCUUACGUCACCAGCACAACGUAAACAACCGGAUCGUGUUUCGUUUCCAAGACCUCCAAAAGCACCUGAUGGCAGUUUGCUGUACGAAAGAAUUCCCAAUAAACCAGAACUGGAUAGACUGCCAUUAACACCUCCUCAAUCACAGCCAACUAUGCAAAUACAACAAACCAUUUUAAAACGCACAAGGCCUUUCGAUGAAAUUAAUGGUUCCGAUGGUAUUGCUCUUAACGCUGGAAUUCCUGGUGGACCACCACCAAAAAGAAUUCACCAUUCACAGACGUUACAUGCAAAACACAUGGUUGAACAUGCGACUCCAACGACACUGUCUGUUGUACCACCUUUAAAUGGACGAGCUGCCCACGCCCACGCUAUACCUCAUGACCCACCUCUUUCUAGAAGCAAUGCUCGGAAGCAAGUAAUUUCGUGGAUGGAUGCUCCAGAUGAUGUUUAUUUCAGAGCCACCGAUCAGACAAAAAGACUUCGAAGAACACUGUCGUCUAUCGAGAUACGAAGAGCAGCACGAAAACCAUGGCGUAGAUUGUCGGCUCCUGUUCAUGUAACUCAUUCUCAAAGAUCAGCUCGAGGCGAAGAUAUGGUGGUUAUUCUCGACUGAAUAAUUAAUUAUAAUUGGAUAGAAAAACAGUAAGGAGAAUGUGUGUGGAUGUAUGUGUGUGUGUCUGUGUGUGUGUGUGAGAGAGAGAGAGAAAGAAAGAAGGAAUACGAAAAGUAAUAGUUAAUAAAGGAAAAAAAAAUUGGAAAAGAAUAAGGAUAAUCUUUUUGCUGGAGAAUGAUAAAACUAUUUGUUAUCUAAUAGUGAGAAUUUUUGAAUGUAUUCGGCGAUGAAUAUCAGAAAAUUUUUGAGAAAAAAGGUAAACUUUUUCUGAAUAUUUCUUUAACUGUUAACGAAUGGAUGAGAUAAAGACUCCUUUGAAAAUUAAUGUUAAUCAAACUUAAUGAAAUUGAAAGCAUUCAUCUUGAAUUAUGAUUUUCUAUUUGUAUUAAUUAUUCUUGUUAAUAAUAAUUAUUAGUAAAUGAAUGUACAUAUACAUAAUUGCAUACAAUACUUCUCCAAACAAUUUAAUUCAUAAACGCAAAGCCCGAGUAACAACACAAUGCGUUCCCUUUCGAAUUGAAGUCAAUUCUUAAAAUUGAUUGAAAAAUUUUUAAGUGUUAAUGACUUAUUGCGAAAGUCGCCGUUCGUUUUACAGAACGAAAGAAAAUGAAUGCAUGGAGUAUGAGAAAAUUCUUGAGCGAACGAAACUAAUAUGUGUGAAAGAGAAAUUUAGCGUGAAUUGAUAAGAGCGUUUGCAAGCGAUUGUAAGGAAGAGAAAGAGUGCUCACUGUGAAUAUUUUUAUUAAAUUUUCAAGUAUGAUGACUUCCGUCGAAAUAAUUAAUAAAUAAAUAUAAACGUGAAUAAGAAAA
Messenger RNA from Leptopilina boulardi, 4682 nucleotides. It is a transcript of the gene MTA1-like, whose product is annotated as metastasis-associated protein MTA3. The transcript has 12 exons. NCBI's taxonomy places the organism in Eukaryota, Metazoa, Arthropoda, Insecta, Hymenoptera, Figitidae. Gene Ontology annotation, biological process: negative regulation of transcription by RNA polymerase II. Gene Ontology annotation, cellular component: nucleoplasm; NuRD complex. Gene Ontology annotation, molecular function: transcription corepressor activity; transcription coactivator activity; histone deacetylase binding. The record is from RefSeq and is a predicted model, not a curated record. Bases 1110 to 3872 code for a protein of 920 amino acids.